AUGCCGUCUUCAACUUUCAAAAGCACCAUCAACAUCACGCAUAGCGGCACUGCCACUGCCAUCCUCUCUAUCGAUGGCAUCAACUUUCUGACAGACCCUUUCUUCUCACCCGCCGGCACCGAGCAUGUAUAUGGCCCUCACGUUCUGCGGAACAGUGACUCGCCCGCCCUCACCCUCGAUGCCCUACCACCCAUAGGCGCUGUUUUGCUGUCCCACGAGGACCACUGGGACAACCUCGACGACCUCGGCCGCCAGCUCCUCGACGGGCGCCGCGUCCUCACCACUCUCGACGGCGCCUCCAAACUCGCGCCCCGCCCUGGCGUCGUCGGUCUGGCCCCGUGGCAGACCGUCGAUCUCCGAGCCGGGGGUCGUAACUUCCGCGCCACCGGGACCCCGUGCGUCCACCUGCCCGGCGGCGAGUGCACGGGCUUCGUGCUCGAGUGCGAGGAGUUCGGCAAGGGCUCCAACGGGAAGCCGAACGCUAUUUACUUCUCUGGAGACACGAUCUAUGUCGAGGAGGCUUCUCGGGGCCUGCGCGAGAAGUGGAACGUCGUGGUUGCGUUGAUGAAUCUCGGGAGGGCCAGUGUGCCAUUCCCGGAAGAGAAGCUGCAGAUCACGAUGGAUGGGGCACAGGCGGCGAAGCUGUUCCGGGAGAUUGGAGCGGAGGUCUUGGUGCCGAUGCACUUUGAGUCAUGGGGCCAUUUCACGCAGUUCGGUGGUGAAUUGAGGGAGGUUUUCAAGCAGGAGGGGUUGGCUGGCAGCGUCUGUUGGCUGGGGCCUGGGGUGGAGAAAAAGAUAUUCUAA
Messenger RNA from Diaporthe citri, 804 nucleotides. RefSeq lists its product as uncharacterized. Lineage: Eukaryota; Fungi; Ascomycota; Sordariomycetes; Diaporthales; Diaporthaceae. The record is from RefSeq and is a predicted model, not a curated record. The coding region runs from base 1 to 804 and encodes 267 amino acids. The transcript has 2 exons.